CCACCACCUUCUCAAGGCCAACUAGGGAUGGGCAAUAAAUGCUGGCCCAGCCAGCAAAGCCCACGUCUCAUGAAUGAAUAAAAAAAAAGGUCUUCAACUCCAAUCCUGGCAACACCUCAGAAGUGGAUUCUGAGGACAACAUUUUAGAAGACCCGUGACAGCACUCACCCACACCCUCCACCAGCGCAGAGACACACACUUCGGUGGAACCUAGUUCUACAGUAGCCUCGCGGUCACAAUCUGGUGAGCACAGUGCACCAUCUGGUCCACAGCAGAUGAAGGCAGGGACAUCCGAGGUCGCCAGCACUCUGAGGACUGCUGGAAGCCAGGAAUUUGCUGAGCCCAAGUCAGAUAACAAGCCUCUGGAUUCGGUCCUAAAUCAAUUGCUGGAACUGCAAAGACAAGCACGGGAACAUCAGGAAGGGGCAUCAGGAGCUGCGCUCCUCAGAUUGCAACGUCAGGUGGAGGAGACUGUCCGUUUUCAGUCUGAGGUGAUAGCGCCAGCAUGCCAAUGUGCCAAGGUCAACACUGGUAGGAUAGCAGCUACCAUGGAGACCUUGGUUCAGGACAUCAGUUCUGCACUGCUGCAGGAGCUGCACCCCAUCGCUGUAUCCAUUGGUGGCAUCCAUCACUGUCAACACAAGAUUGAGCGAGGCAGCUCAAUCUCACUCAAGCUGCCCCUUCAAAGAGUCAGCCAGGGGUCCUCAGGCGCCCAUAGGCAGGAGACCAGCAGCUUGGCACCACGGGGCCAUCCACCCAGGUGCCUCCGGCAGUGUCCGCCCAAUCGAAAUCCUUUCUUCUGUGACCCCAUCAGCUCCAGCUCCACAGGCCAAAGGGGUUGCACCUGCCCGACAGCAGAACGUUCAAAGCGGGCCAGGCCCUCCAGAGGAUGCCCACCAAGGUCAUCACAGACAACAGAGCGUAGCAGUCAGCAGCUUACCUCCACCUCUGAUGUGGACAUCGGGAGCACACCAAGACUUGGUUGCAGGGAUGUGGUGAACACACACCCCGGGUUGACGUUUCUUAGAGAAGCUGCAGAAUUUCACACUCGAUAUAUUACCACAGUCAUACAGAGGAUAUUUUACACAGUAAACAGAUCAUGGACAGGGCGUAUAACUUGUACAGAAAUUAGGAAAAGCAACCUUCUACAGAACCUAGCCUUAUUGGAAGAGGAAGAGGACAUUAAUCAGCUCACAGAAUUUUUCUCCUAUGAGCACUUUUAUGUGAUCUAUUGUAAAUUCUGGGAACUCGACACUGACCAUGACCUCUACAUUGAUCAGAAGGACCUGGCAAGACAUAAUGAUGAUGCUAUAUCAGGUAGAAUGAUAGAAAGAAUCUUCUCCGGAGCAGUCACGAGGCACAGAAAAACUCCAAAUGAAAGAAAGAUUGGCUAUGCAGAUUUUGUGUGGUUUUUGAUUUCAGAAGAAGACAAAAAGACAUCAACUAGUAUUGAAUACUGGUUCCGCUGUAUGGACCUUGAUGGUGAUGGUGUGCUUUCUAUGUAUGAACUGAACUAUUUCUACGAGGACCAGUGCAAAAAGCUAGAGUGCAUGUCUAUUGAGCCACUGCCUUUUGAAGACUGCCUUUGUCAAUUGCUUGAUCUUGUUAAGCCAGAAUGCGAAGGAAAAAUCACACUCCAUGACCUAAAGAGAUGCAAGAUGGCAAAUGUAUUUUUUGACACUCUUUUUAACAUUGGCAAGUACCUGGAACAUGAGCAGAAGGAUCCAUUUUCUAUUCCGAGGCAAGAUGUGGAGAGUGAUGGGCCGGAAAUGACUGACUGGGAGAAGUAUGCUUUACAAGAAUAUGAAAAUUUGGUGGCUGAAGAAACAGCCAAUGAAAACUGGAAUGACGGGGACUCUGAGCUGUCUGACUACUAAAAGAUACAACUUUAAACAAAGAGGAGUUUUAAGACCUUAUCGAAAUGAGGUUGAUCCUGAAUAUCAGCAACUAAGUCGGGAAGCUGAAUGGAUAAGAAGACUCGGAAAUGCUCAUUGAUGUGUAUGGUGUCUUUUUUUUAUAUAGAUGAAUAUGAUGAUGUUUUGCCAGUUUCUAUUCACAGUUGCCACAGUUACUAGUCACACUCUGCAGCUGGUCUGCUUUAGAGAAUUUGCAAAAGCAAGCAACAAACUUUAAAAAAAAAAAUCAGCAUUGAGGUACUACCCCACCCACCCCCCUCCCCUGGUUGCCCUUAAUCAGUUAAAAGUUAUUUUAAAAAAUUCAAAAUUGAAAAUUCAAGUGAUUUUUUUUUUCAAGAGUUGGAGAAGUCAAACUCUUCAUCUCUUCCAAUUGUAAGUUUGAAGACUGUUGUCAAGAAUGGAAAUUUACAAUGGCACUUAUGUUAGAAAUUGGAAGAUGGUGGGGGAAAGAACUCCAUGCUUAUCUUUCCCCAUAAGUGCAGAGUAUAUUCACUGUGCAGUAGGACAUAGAACACUUCUGGAGAAACCGCAAAAUCUGGGCAAAUUUCCUAAGGUCCAAAGCCAAGUGUAUUUUUUUUAAAAUAGUGUUGUCUAGCCGCUUUUUGUGCAUUAAAGAGGUAACGAUAGCUUCUCGGUUCUUUGUUUAAAAUUGGUGUUGGCAAACAGUGUAUCUAUACAUAGUGGACAGACGUGUGGAAGUUGCGGACAAUAAGAGCACAGAAUUUUCCUGUUUUUUGACUCCCAAGUUACUCUUGUGUACGGUUGUGAAGCAGCUGGAAACUUUGUUCAUUGUGCACACGCAGAAAUCCGGACCGCUUCAAAAAACUUGCAACAUAAUAUUAACAGGCACCUCCAACGUCUAACUCAUCAUAUUCAUGUUUGGAUCGGUUGUCACUACAUUCCACAAGUACAAAAAUAAAUCACUCUAUUGAUGUAUGAACACAGUUUGAACAUUUCCAUUCUCAGUUGCCCAGUGAUGACUCUGCACUGACCUUAACAAUUAAAUGUGCCUUAUUUUUAAAGGGUAAGAUUUUUACAUACAUAAUAUUUGAUAAAUGAAAUUCUGCUGUAGCAAACUUGUUUAUAUGUUAGAAUAUGUUGUACAUAUUUGCUAAGUUUGUGUAUAAUUUCUUGAUUUGUAGAGUCUUGCGGUGUAUAUUUGUGUUGUGGUGCUAAAUCAUACUUUUCAGUGUUGAGAUCAUGUUCUUAUGCAUUUUUGAAAUAAAGUAUUUAAAA
Messenger RNA from Carcharodon carcharias (great white shark), 3152 nucleotides. RefSeq names its product protein phosphatase 2, regulatory subunit B'', beta (gene ppp2r3b). NCBI's taxonomy places the organism in Eukaryota, Metazoa, Chordata, Chondrichthyes, Lamniformes, Lamnidae. Gene Ontology annotation, cellular component: protein phosphatase type 2A complex. The transcript is spliced from 11 exons. Bases 276 to 1877 code for a protein of 533 amino acids. The record is from RefSeq and is a predicted model, not a curated record. Gene Ontology annotation, molecular function: calcium ion binding; protein phosphatase regulator activity. Gene Ontology annotation, biological process: protein dephosphorylation.